GUCACAUUUUAACUCCCGCCAUUUUGUCAUUUUGAAGUCGACAUCAGCACAUUUUUGCUGAAAAAGCCGACAAAAUGAGUUUAAACGUAGACAGAGAUGCGUUUAAUCGCCGCAUGAAGAGGCUUUACAGUUCAUGGAAGAAAGCAUCAGGAGAUGAGCCCCUGGCAAAGAUGGACUCAAUGGUGGUGGCUGUAGGUCAAGAUGAAGAGGUGGUCUAUUCUAAAUCUACAGCUAUACAGACAUGGCUGUUCGGAUAUGAGCUCCCAGAUACCAUUAUGGUGCUUUGUGAGAACACAAUAUAUUUCCUAGCCAGUAAGAAGAAGAUUGAAUUCCUAAAGCAGGUGGAAAGUGGCAAAGAGAAUGAUGAGGGGAUCCCACAGGUUAAAUUGCUUACAAGGGACAAAGCUGACAAAGACAAAUCAAACUUUAAGAAACUCAUUGAAGCCAUACAGAAGAGUAAAAAUGGUAAAACGUAUGGACAUUUUGCGAAAGAUAAAUUCCCAGGGGACUUCAUGGAAUCAUGGAGAAAGACACUAGAUAGUGAAAACUUAGAAAAGGUUGAUGUCACCUCCCCUCUUGCCUAUAUAAUGGCACCCAAGGAAGAGCCUGAAAUAAACACAAUCAAGAAAGCAUGUGGAGUGACCAUUGAAGUCUUCAAGAAAUACCUUCAGGCACAGAUUAUGGACACAAUUGACGCAGACAGGAAAGUGAAGCAUGCCAAACUCGCAGAUGGAUGUGAAGAGGCCUUGCAGAACAAGAAGUAUGUCUCAGGAGUUGAUAUGAAGCAACUGGACAUGUGUUUCCCCGCUAUAAUACAGAGUGGGGGCAACUAUAGUCUCAAGUUUAGUGUUGUGAGUGACAAGAAUCCGCUACAUUUUGGUGCUAUCACGUGUGCAAUGGGUGUCCGUUAUAAGUCCUACUGCUCCAACAUAGUACGCACAUUGAUGGUGGACCCCACAGAUGAAAUGCAGGCAAACUACAACCUUCUUCUCAGUGUAGAAGAGGCCAUCUUGGAAAAAUUACAACAUGGUGUAAAGCUGUGUGAUGUCUACAAUGCAGCAGUAAAUGUGGUGAAGGAAAAAAAGAAAGAAUUUGUAGAGAAAAUGACCAAAAAUGUAGGAUUUGCCAUGGGUAUAGAAUUCCGAGAAGGCUCACUGUUGAUUUCUCAGAAGACCAUGGCCCCUGCUAAGAAAGGAAUGGUGUUUAAUGUGAAUGUAGGAUUCUCAGAUCUCACUAACUCCAGCACUAAAGACAAAGAUGGCAAGAAAUAUGCUCUCUUUAUUGGUGACACUGUCAUGGUGAAUGAUGGGUCACCUUGUACUAUACUAACAGCCUCCAAGAAACAAGUGAAGCACGUCGGCAUAUUCCUCAAGGAUGAUGACGAAGAGGAGGAUGAAGAAGAAGAGGAAGAUGUCGACACAAACCAGGGCCCAGAAAUCCUGGGACGUGGCGCACGUGGUGCCGUCCUCGAAUCAAAACUAAGAGAUGAGAAGUCAACUGAAGAAAAACGAAUUAACCACCAAAAAGAAUUGAGAAAUAAAAUAAAUGAGGAUGCACUCGCGAGAAUUCGAGGCAUGAAAGGGAGUAAAGAUGAGAAAAAAAACAAAAAGACGAGUAUAUCAUACAAAGGCCAGGGUCAGUUCCCAAGAGAGUCUGAAGUGCGUGAAUUACAGAUCUACGUUGACAGAAAAUAUGAGACUAUAAUCUUACCCAUGUUUGGAGUUGCAACACCAUUCCAUAUAGCCACAAUUAAGAAUAUCAGUCAGUCUGUAGAAGGUGACUACACAUACCUACGUAUUAACUUUUUCCACCCUGGGGGUUCUAUGGGACGUAAUGAGGGCAACCAGUACCCCGACCCUGAUGCCACCUUUGUUAAAGAAAUCACUUACCGUAGCUCCAACACUAAAGAGCCCGGAGAAAUCUCCGCACCGUCAUCCAAUCUCAAUACAGCAUUCAGACUCAUCAAAGAAGUGCAGAAAAAGUUUAAGACUCGGGAAGCUGAAGAGCGUGAGAAAGAGGGCAUAGUAAAACAAGACACUCUGGUGAUCAAUCCAAACAGAGGUAACCCAAAGCUGAAGGACCUCUAUAUAAGACCUAAUAUUGUUUCAAAGAGGAUAUCAGGCUCCCUGGAGGCACAUACAAAUGGUUUCCGGUUUACAUCAGUGCGUGGUGACAAGGUUGACAUCUUGUACAAUAACAUCAAGCAUGCAUUUUUCCAACCAUGCGACAGUGAAAUGAUCAUUCUCCUUCACUUCCAUCUCAAGAAUGCUAUACUGUUUGGCAAAAAGAAACAUUGGGAUGUUCAGUUUUACACAGAAGUUGGUGAACUCACAACAGAUCUUGGCAAACAUCGCUACAUGCAUGACAGAGAUGACCUGCGUGCUGAACAGGCUGAGAGAGAGCUGAGGCACAAAUUAAAAUCAGCAUUUAAAAGUUUUACGGAGAAAGUUGAAACCAUCACACGACAGGACGUUGAAUUCGAUACUCCAUUUAGGGACCUUGGAUUCCAUGGUGCCCCAUAUAGGAGUACAGUGUUACUACAGCCUACAAGUGGAUGUCUUGUGAAUUUAACCGAAUGGCCUGUGUUUGUGAUCAGCUUAGAUGCAGUUGAAUUGGUUCACUUUGAGCGUGUCUCGUUCCACUUGAAGAACUUCGACAUUGUAAUUGUGUUCAGAGACUAUGCCAAGAAGACGGCCAUGAUUAACUCAGUCCCCAUGCAAAUGUUGGACCAUGUCAAGGAAUGGCUAAACUCAUGUGACAUUCACUACACGGAGGGUGUACAGAGUUUGAACUGGACCAAGAUCAUGAAGACCAUUGUUGAUGAUCCUGAGGGCUUCUUUGACAGUGGUGGCUGGAGCUUCUUGGAUCCCGAGAGUGAUGCUGAGGUAGAUGAGGAAUCGGAGGAAGACUCGUACGCACCAAGUGAUUUAUCAGAGGAUGAAGAUGCAUCAUCCGAGGAUUCCUAUGACAGUGAAGAAUCUAAUUGGUCAGAUGAGGAAGACAGUGAAGAUGGCUCAGAGGAUCUCGGCUCAAGUGAAGAGAGUGGGAAAGAUUGGGAUGAGUUAGAGGAGGAAGCCAGAAAGGCUGACAAAGGUGUUGAAUUGGAAGAAGAGGAUAAAUUCCGUCGGGAGCGUCACAACAAACAUGUUCAACCAAAACACCGACACUCCUCAUCAAAACACAGUAGCUCUAAGCACAAGUCUCCACAUAAAUCCUCGCACAAAUCCUCAUCUCAUAAAUCAUCCUCCCACAAAUCCUCGUCUCAUAAAUCUCCGUCGAAAGAUCGAGGAGAGAAGAGAAAACAUGGAAGUGGCGGAGGACAUCGUGAUACACCAUCUAAGAAAAAGAGGCGUUAGAUCUUCCAUAAACAAGAACAAAAUUCUGAUUGUAUUAUAAGCCACUUUUUCUCAAGUCUUGUAAAUAUUGCAAAGCAUUUCCCGAGAGACCUAUCAAAUCUUCUUGAAAUUUACUGAUUUCAAUGGAAUUUUGAAAAUUUCAACAAGACCUGUCAUUUGUAGAUGGCUGCAGAAUCAUUGAUAUUCAAAUCCAUUGGAUGGGUCUGUUGAUGAAAUUACAAGGAAUUUAAAAAGGUGGGAAUGUAAAGUGGCUGCCUUGAAAAACCCUGCUGAUAAUUGAAACAUUUUUACCUAGACUCAAAAAUAAAAAAAGUUCACCUGAAGGCAAAUGACAUUAAGACAUGAAAUAGUUGGAAUCAGUCAACCAAAUCUGAACAUUUGGAAAAUAAGAAGUCCUCUUGAAAGGUCAAGAUAAAAGAGUUGUAUAUGUAUAUGUUCAAACCACAAUGUUGUCUCUGUAAUCAAUAUUGCAUUGUAUCAUUGGCGUGUUAAAUUAUAUCACAAAGAAAUGUAUGAUAUAUUGUGCGAAAUGGAAAUGCUUAUACUGCAGUAUAUGUAUAAGGCUAAUGGACUAUUUCAAUCCUUAAGUGUCCAUUUGUCAGUAAGUUUAUGUAUACUGUGUAUACUAUGUUUUCAUUUUAAAACCAACACCUUUGUGAGGGUACAUUCUGUUUAUAACGAUAGAUUAGGCCUCAACCAAAGUAUUUAAAAAUGAAAGUCCUUAAAGGGGUAACAAGGCCUGUAGAGAGAAAAUUCGAAAAA
Owenia fusiformis is the source of this 4118-nucleotide messenger RNA. NCBI's taxonomy places the organism in Eukaryota, Metazoa, Annelida, Polychaeta, Sabellida, Oweniidae. The record is from the annotation of a GenBank genome assembly.